Fusarium pseudograminearum CS3096 is the source of this 1497-nucleotide messenger RNA. RefSeq lists its product as uncharacterized. The transcript has 2 exons. Gene Ontology annotation, molecular function: carboxy-lyase activity; pyridoxal phosphate binding. Gene Ontology annotation, biological process: amino acid metabolic process. NCBI's taxonomy places the organism in Eukaryota, Fungi, Ascomycota, Sordariomycetes, Hypocreales, Nectriaceae. The record is from RefSeq and is a predicted model, not a curated record. Bases 1 to 1497 code for a protein of 498 amino acids.
AUGGAAGCUCAGGAAUUCCGCGAAGCUGCCAAAGCUGCCAUUGACGAGAUAACCGAUUAUCAUGAAAACGUCGCCGAUCACCGCGUCGUCUCAAACGUCAAGCCAGGCUAUCUUCGUCCCCUUCUCCCUUCCGCCCCUCCCAAAGACCCAGAGCCUUGGUCCGCCAUCCAUCAUGACAUCCAGUCCAAGAUCUUCCCCGGCAUAACCCAUUGGUCAAGUCCUCGCUUCAUGGCCUUCUUCCCUUGCUCCACCAGCUACCCUUCUGCUCUGGCCGAGAUGUACUCUAACGCCUUCAACGGCGCCCACUUCAACUGGAUCUGCAGUCCUGCUGUAACCGAGCUUGAGACUAUUGUCAUGGACUGGCUUGCGCAGGCAUUGGGUCUUCCAGAGUGCUAUCUUAGUGGCGGUUCUACUCACGGUGGAGGUGUCAUUCAUGGCAGUGCCAGUGAGGCUAUCCUCACUAACAUGUGUGCUGCGAGGGAAAAGUACCUCGCUGCUGUAACCGCUCACCUCCCUGAUGAUAGCGAGGAAAAGGAAGAUGCCCUCUGGAACCACCGCAGCAAGCUUGUCGCUCUCGGCAGUUCAGGCACACACUCAAGCACCAAGAAAGCCGCUCAGGUUCUUGGCAUCCGCUUCGCCACUGUCCCCGUCACCGAGGCCGAUGGCUUUGCGCUCAAGGGCAAGGCUCUGGCUGCUACUAUUGAGAACCUACGUUCUCGUGGCCUCGAGCCCUUUUUCUUGACUGCCACUCUUGGCACCACUGAUGUCUGCGCCGUCGAUGACUUUGAGGGUAUUGUCCAAGCUCUCAUGCCAACUUUCGAUACGCCCCAGGAAAUCUGGGUGCAUGUCGACGCUGCCUAUGCAGGUUCUGCGCUCGUUCUGGAGGAGAACCACCAUCUCCCCAAGGCUUUCUCAUCGUUUCACUCGUUCAGCUUUAACCCCCACAAGUGGCUGCUCACCACAUUUGACUGCUCUGCCGUCUGGGUGCGUCGUCGCGCAUGGCUCAUCCAAGCUCUCAGCAUCAAGCCACCCUAUCUGCGUAACCAGUUCAGCGACGACGAGCUCGUCACCGAUUACCGAGACUGGCAGAUCCCUCUUGGUCGACGCUUCCGCUCUCUCAAGCUAUGGUUCGUCAUGCGAAGCUUUGGUAUUAGCGGGCUUCAGAAGCACAUCCGCCACGGCGUCGAGCUUGGCGAUAGUCUGGAGACCAAGCUUGCCUCUCGCAGAGACAUCUUUACCAUAUUCACACCUGCGCGGUUUGGUCUCAUCACGGUAAGGGUCAACGGCGCAGACGAACGUGAGAUGAAUGAUCGUACUGAGGCGGUGUAUGAGGCUAUCAACGCAGCCGGCGAGUUCUACCUUACAGCCACUGUUGUGAAUGACAAGUUUGCUAUUCGGGUGUGUACUGGUGUGACCAAGGUGGAGGAAGAGCAUGUGCAGCGCAUGUUUGACAUUUUGGUUCAGACGGCCGAGGCUGAGAUUGCAAAGAAGGCAUAA